AGCCCAACAAUUAAAGGGUUCUCCCAGUUGGAACCACCCCGGAAUCAUGCCUAUUUUCAAGAAGAUACUGAAAUCUCAGCGUGGUGGAAAGAUUCUAAUAGAUCAGGAUGGUUAUCUUUACAAUUACCUGAGAGAAACUGGUAAAGGCUCUACUUGGGCCUGUAGAGCCAAGUACAAGCUGAACUGUUAUACAAGGGUUUACUACUGUGAGGGUAGUACUAGCGAUCAUGUGGAGAUAACUGUGGAUCAUAAUCACCCUCCUAAAUUAGGUGAGGCUAGGACGAUAGAGUUAAUGAGGAAGCUGAAGACUGGUGCUAAGAACAGUUACAAGAUACGCCGGGAGUUGAUAAAGGAACUGAACAGUCCCGAAUACACGAUGGAUUUGGAUCAAGACCUGCCUACUCUUCUAAAAAAUAGGAAAUCUGAAAGUAGAUCACGCUCAGUAUCAUCCACAUCACUACAACCGGAAGUGGAAACACAGGAUAUCAUACUGGACGUAGAUAACAACGCGCCUGAUAUAUCUUCUAUACUGGACGUUUCACAGAGCGAGGAAUGCGAAGAAGAAGAUUCCAGAACAGAAUUGAGCUCGGAAACAUCCAGAAUAAAUGAGGAAUUGCAGGAUGUGUUACAAAAGUUGAUAAACGAGCCAGACCUUCUGCAAGACCUUGUGAAUAGUCUGAUGGGACCAAGUGGGGAAGGUGAAAUAAAAGCGGAAUCAAUGAAAGAAAAAGACUCUCAACCUCAAACCUCAUACACCCAACCUCAAACCUCAGCGAAUUUACCGUUUACCUCUGAAUUAGACAGUUUACCACCCAACACGACUGUUGUCAGCGACCUCCCACCCCUCGUCUCAAACACUCCCCUAACCUCAUCUCAGUGCAGCUCCAACCUCCUCCAACCUCUCCUAACCUCACCUCAAAGCGGCAUGAUCAUCACGUCAUCUCCCUCUCUAAUGAUGACGUCAUCAGGACCAAUGAUGACGUCAUCAUCUCCUCAGAUAAUGGCUAUGCCAGUACCCAUGGUUUCUAAUAGUGGAGGUGUAAUGGCACCUGGUCAGAUCGUGGCUACAGUGGGCCACGGAUCUGAUAACACGCUAGUUGCUGGUCAGCUAGUUCGGCUCCCGGAGAGUAUCAUCAGUAACGACAUGUUAUUUAAACGCAUGAACGAAGGAGGGUGUACUCUUUACAUUGCACCCCCUGCUCUCAAGAACCCGUACUGUAGACAGUGUAACUCUUCCUUUAACUCCGCUCAACAGAUGGACCAGCAUUUCCAGUCACUAAAGUGUUGCGAGAUGUGUAAAAUGGCGUUCUGUGUUCAAGCUCACUACGAUAAACAUGUAGAACUAAACCAUCCAGAUGGUAACAAGAGUGCGUGGGGGACAUUGUGUGAGACGUGUGGGAGAGUGUUUGGAGUGCAGUUCCAGUUGGAUAGUCACAGGAUAAAGUGCUCCAACAGGGUCUCCCUCAGGUGUCCCAGGUGUUUCUAUUCGUUUGGGUUUGAAGGAGAUAUAACACGACACAAAGCACUACACGGCAGUAUGUUGGGAGUACGCUGUGAGGCGUGUCAGAAAUCAUUUCCUACUUCUCUCGGCCUCCAAAACCACCAGUCUAGAAGGAACACGGCUAACAGUAAAGACUUUGUGGCACCCCGAACCUGUACGCUCUGUUUCAAGAAGUUCUGUCUUGAAGCUGACUACCUAAAACAUAUUAACACUCAUAACCAGGAGAUUCUGGAGGCUAACGCUAAACUAAAAGGGGCGCUUGCCAGGGCCUAAGGAAUCGUCCACAUUUAACACGGUGCAAGUGCAAGUCAGGCUGAUAAAGUGUGCCACUUCUGCACCAAGACAUUCUCCACCCAACGCAAGCUACUCACCCACCAAGCUCAACAUAUGGAUCUUAACAUCUGCAAGUUCUGCGGAGUAUGGUGCCAGAACCAGUCCGAGUUAGUGGAUCAUGAGCGCGUAAAUCACGUGUUCAAAGCCUCGUGACACGUGUUGUUAAUCACGUGUUCAAAGCCUCGUGACACGUGCUGUAAAUCACGUGUUCAAAGCCUCGUGACACGUGUUGCAAAUCACGUGUUCAAAGCCUCGUGACGCGUGCUGUAAAUCACGUGUUCAAAGCCCCGUGACACGUGUUGUAAAUCACGUGUUCAAAGCCUUGUGACAAUCACAAUGCGGUUUAAGCUAACCAAUCAGAUUCAGAAGACAGUAUUGAACCCAUGUGACACAAGCCAAGUAUAAGUAAUCAAAAUCGGUCUGAGAUAAGGGUGCUCGAUCAUGACGUGAAAAUUUGGAGGUGAAAAACUCUUAUUUUUGGAACAGAAUAUUUUUGAGCUAUUUACUUUUGCAAUUAUUUUAUAUGUACACGGAAGGGUUAAGUUAAAUUACUUGACGCGGCUUAGUUAAAGUUGAACUUAAAGUCUAGAAUUAGUAAAUAGUAAUAUUUCCACGAUUGUACUAAUUGUAGUUGCGACAGAGUGUCGAUAUUUUCAUUUUAAUUUAUUGAUUUCAUACUAUUACUGUAAGUGUAACUAGUAAAGUCUAUUAACUAGCUAUGAUCCAAAAUAUGGUCAAUAUAAAGUGGGUGUUAUUUGAAUUUAAUUGUGGUAAUGAUUAAUUUCCAUAGUUUCGAAUUAUAUUGUAACUUUAUUUCACCAUUUUAACUUUUUAACGUUUUUACAGUUGAGUUUUAACAAUUUAUAUCAAUUAUCAAAUAUAUGUAAUUGUAUUACAACUGUCCAAAUAAUAUAUUAUAAUAUUGUGAAUACAGACUGGAGCUAUAAGUAUAA
Molecule: messenger RNA, 2787 nt
Organism: Bolinopsis microptera
Lineage: Eukaryota; Metazoa; Ctenophora; Tentaculata; Lobata; Bolinopsidae
Product: zinc finger and BTB domain-containing protein 20-like
Exons: 14
Coding region: 47-1774 (575 amino acids)
Biological process (GO): regulation of transcription by RNA polymerase II
Molecular function (GO): RNA polymerase II cis-regulatory region sequence-specific DNA binding; DNA-binding transcription factor activity
Source: RefSeq, a predicted model, not a curated record